This is a messenger RNA of Aspergillus affinis, 738 nucleotides long. RefSeq lists its product as uncharacterized. The coding region runs from base 1 to 738 and encodes 245 amino acids. The transcript has 3 exons. Lineage: Eukaryota; Fungi; Ascomycota; Eurotiomycetes; Eurotiales; Aspergillaceae. Gene Ontology annotation, cellular component: nucleus; cytoplasm. The record is from RefSeq and is a predicted model, not a curated record.
AUGGCAAAGUCCGCAUAUGAUCUAACUACAACCCGCAAACAUUUGAACAUGAGUGAGAUUCCACGAAAGCCUGACGGUGUGAAACUGAGAGUUCUCUGCCUGCAUGGAAUUGGGACAAACUGUGAGAUAUUCGAGGCCCAAACCGCGGCGUUGCGAUAUCAACUGCGCCACGCAUUCAACUUCGAAUUCAUCGGCGGAGAACAUCCAUGGCCAGCUGCUCGUGGAAUUGCAGAGGUCUUUGGGCGGGAUGAAGUUUGCUAUUCUUAUUUUGAUGGAACACCAUCAGGAGCACUGUCAGCCGUGGAAGACCUUGCAGACUAUGUGGCUGAGAACGGGCCAUUUGAUGCUAUCAUGGGGUUCUCCUUGGGGGCUACGCUAUCAGUAAUGUUCCUAUUCAACUGGAGCAAGCUUGGGUUCGUGGAGUCGCCAUUCAAAUUCGCAAUUUUACUCUCCAGUUGUUUGCCAUGUGACUGGGAUGCACUUCAGAUGAGAAGAUUAGAAUUCAUGGACCCAACACAGGUUACUGCCCCCAUCAAGGUCCCUACCAUCCAUUGUUGGAGUCCCCAAGAUACGGAGUAUCCGGGCGAAAGUCGGCUCGUAAUGGAAAUGUGUGACGCUUCAAAUCGUGUGAACCUGCAGCACUCAGCCGGACAUAACCCGCCAACUCAGCCUGGUGAGGUUGAUAAACUAGCACAAGUGAUUCUCGAUGUGUCAAAAAUCACUACUCAGCCUCAGUGA